AUGUCCGCGACAUUAAGAUCGAAUGUCCACGUAAAUUUUUUGGCACCUGAUUAUUUAGAUGUUGACGAUUAUUUUAAAAAAGUAGGUGCCCAAGACUGGAGGCUUAAGCAUUACCUAAAUUAUCGUUUGGAAACCGAAGAUAUAAUUCCAAGCUGGACCACAGUUUACGAAGAUUGGAUUAAUUCUCUCAACAUUAUCUCAAAAACUAAUCAUAAAAAAAUCCCGUCACAGGAUGACAACGAUGACAACAAAGAAGGCUCGUCAAAUGAAAAACGUAGUCGACAUGAGCGCGAAAACGUGUUAUUCAAAUUGACUCACGAACUUUUGGAUUGGGAAUUAAGUACACCAAAACAAAAUUGGCUAGAUAAAAUAGCACGGGAACAACAAUUGUUAACUUCUGCAAUGUUUUCUAAUAAUGAUACAAAAAUCCGAUAUGAAUUGUCAUUUAAUCCAAUCUUGUGGAAAAUCAUUGAUUUAUAUGACCAAAGAAUCAUGAACCUUUUAUCAGAAAAUGAAUUAUCAGAAUUAAAUACAGCAAUUUCAUCUUCUCUUAAAAAUUGGACGAUCUUGGAACCUAUGGCAGAGAUAUCUCUAUUCUUUAGUAAAAGGGGUACACAAGGCGCAAUUCUUGAACUGCAAAAAAUAUUAAAUAACAUUAAAGAAAAAACACCCGAAGAAUCUGAUGAUGAUCUCUUUGAGGAUAAAGAUACUUUCGAAAAAUGA
Messenger RNA from Funneliformis geosporum, 723 nucleotides. The record is from the annotation of a GenBank genome assembly. NCBI's taxonomy places the organism in Eukaryota, Fungi, Glomeromycota, Glomeromycetes, Glomerales, Glomeraceae.